Nerophis lumbriciformis (worm pipefish) is the source of this 4595-nucleotide messenger RNA. RefSeq names its product THAP domain containing 12a (gene thap12a). The record is from RefSeq and is a predicted model, not a curated record. NCBI's taxonomy places the organism in Eukaryota, Metazoa, Chordata, Actinopteri, Syngnathiformes, Syngnathidae.
AAGAGGAAGUUGCGACUAUUGAGGACCAUUUAGAGACCGCUCUUUUCCGGUGCUUUGAGCGCUACAGCUAGGACAGUUAGCUCAUAUGAAAAGUACAAAUACAAGUAUAAAUAUCACUCCCUUCGAUUUAAGGCAAACUAAAAUGCAGAAUCGCUGCGCUGCGCCCAACUGUCCCAAUGCCAAACGGGACUCCUAUUCACUCUUCCGCUUCCCGCUCGACGCAGAAAGACAGAGCAUGUGAAUGCAGCACCCACUUUUCAUCAAUAUAAUGCACUGUAACUCUGAGGUGUAAAACAUGGGUGGAAAAAUGCCAGCGGGAAGAUCUUGCAGGCAAAUCCCCAGAGCAGCUGUUCAGAUACUACAGACUUUGUGGGAAGCAUUUUGAAAAGUUGACUGAUAGCAGUGACCAAAGCAUCGUGAUGAAGGAUGAUGUCAUACCGACUAUUUUUAAUGAACCCGACAAACCUCCAAAAAAAUCCACGAAGCGCAGUAAAGAGACGGAGGAAGACGCAGAGAGUAAUGGAGGAAAAAAACUCAAAGAGCCCCAAGAUGACACAACUACGGAGGGUCCUCAGGCCUCUUCGAAUGAAGACAAACAGAAAGAAUAUCUCACAUUGUUAUUUGAGGCCCUUGUACUUUUAGGAGAGCAGAACAUUCCUGUGACGAUGUCCGAUGGUAAUAAACGGGACACAUUAAGCAAUUUUGAGGCGUUGCUCCAGUAUCGCAAGAGUUGUGAAGAUGAAGCGAUGAAGAAAAUGCACGACACCAAUACAGAGUGCUGUUCAUCGCUUCAGCUGAGUCAGCUGACUGAAGCGUGCGAAAGAUGCAUCCGCCGUAAGGUGAUAGAGGAAGUGAUGCAAAACGGCUUGUUCUCAAUUAUAACUGAGGAUUUGGUAAAGAUUUCAGAAGGUUGGUUCCUCCCUGUGUUCUUGCGCUAUGUGGAUCAGUCUAACCAUCAAUGUGAGAGGUUUGCUGGCUUCUUGUCUUUUGAUGGAGAUGCGGAUGUUUUGGCGGAAAAACUGUUGUCUGAAAUGGUUGAUGAAUGGGGUUUGAACAUGGAGCAGUGUAGAGGCCAAGCCCACUCGUGCUCCUGGACACACAUAACUAAAGUCAAAGCAUUUGCCACCAAAGUGAUGGAGAAGUAUCCGCUGACGGUGCUCACAUUCCGACCCACCCACGCCUUGAACAUAUCGCUAGCCAAUGGUAUGGCUUUGUCGGGAGUCCAGCUCGUCAUGUGCACCUUGGAGAAAAUUGAAUCUUUCUUCAAUCACUCCUCGUUACUGUGCUUGGAGUUGGAGCAUGCCAUCUCCAUCAUCUACCCCGACAAAGAAGAAAAGGUCCUGGAACUGAAAGAGAUUUGCAGCACCAGCUGGACUAGAAGACACGAUGUGUUUGAGGUGGGAGUGGAGCUCGUCGAGGCUUUGCUGCUGUGUGUGGACAGUGUACACGACAACGAAGACUUGCGAUGGAGCGAUACGAUCACGUAUAAUGCCUUGGAGAUCUCGAAAGCUCUGGCAGAUUUUGAGUUCAUUAUGGCUUUGGUUGUUCUGAAAAACACCAUGACGCUUUUAAAGGCCUUUGGGAGGAACAUUCAAGGGGAUGCAACUAACACCCAUUUUGCAGCCAACAGUGUGAAAGCAGUAUUACAUUCUCUUAAGGAAGUGGCCGACAAUAUCGAGGUGUAUCAUGAGUUCUGGACAGAGGAGGCGGUCAACCUUGCUGCUACCAUGGAGAUUGCAGUAGAACUUCCUCGGUCAAUCUUGAGGAAGCAUCCGUCCGACUUCCUUCAACCAGAGAUGUACUACAAGCAGCACCUAGCCAUUCCUGUAGUGCAACACGCGCUCAACGAAGUUGGCGAACUCUUCACCGAUGACCACAUGAAGGCUCUGAGAUGCUUGUCACUGAUUCCCUCGGUCAUAGAAGAGAACAAGGCCACUCAGCCCGAGGAAGAAAACAUGCUGGCGUUCAAAAACGACAUACCGAACGCGGCUUCUCUCACCGCCGAGCUACAUUGUUGGUGGGUUAAAUGGAGCAAAAAAGUUAAAGGAGAAACCCUGCCUUCUAGCCUGCAUGAAACACUGCAGCAAGCGGACCUCAAGUUUUUCCCAAACAUGCUUGCACUCUUGAGACGUUUGGGCGUCGUGCCUACAUUAGCUUUGGAGAGCAAUUUGAAUGCGGCAUACGAGCGCUUCAAGGCAUACAUGGAAAACACUCCUGACAUCGCUAAAUCCAAGAGUCUAGCUUUUCUGAAAAUCAAUAAUGACAUUGGCUAUGAUUUGGAUUCAAUGGUUGAAGUCUAUAUGAAGAUGUACCCUGGUGGUGACGACUCUUCAUAGUUCUGACUUGAUCUGCAAUUUAGUCACGUGGUCAAACUUUUGGGCUUUCAGGCCACUUUUGAUGUUUAGCAGUAGCAAACAAAAGUUAGCUUGUAAGUAAAAAAGUAUAAAUUACAAUUCAGGUGGUCCUGGUUUUAAAGGGAAAAUAAACCUUUGGGGGAAUUUUGCCUAUCAUUUACAAUCAUAAAAGACAAAAUUACGUCCUUUUUUUAGGAUUCUAAAGAUAAAAAACACUUGCAAGAUGUAGCUAAUGAGUCACCCUUGUAAGGUGUAACAAACACAUUCAUAACAAUAUGUAAAAUAUUUACCGUUACCGUAUUUUGGUCAUUUUAAGCCUUACCGGAACUUAUUUCCGGGGUGCAUUUAUUUCAGUGCCCAUAGCAACGCACUUUGUACUUACGGCAACAAACGUGUAGUUCUACUUUUUAGACAAAUGAGGAUUUAUAACCUUAUCGUUUUGAAACUGAAUAUACCGGUACUGAGGAUAAACGGCUGGUUAUAGAAUUUAGCGAGCACGAAGUGAGCGUGACAAUGUUGGAGCAGAUGGUAGUCGAGAUAGUCAGGACCGACAUGACUUCACGUUGCAAAUGUGGAACUUUGAGCCAGAAAUGGAGUGCAUACCCAAAAUCAGCUGGGAAAAAAAACUGUCCCCAGCCAGCUUGACCAAUCAGACAACAGUCACUGUAAUACUGAUCCUGAAACAUGCAGCACGCCAUGCUUGUUAGUACAACUACAUACAAUGUUGAGUUAGCUGUGUACAAACAAAACAUGAAAUGUGGGCUAAUACUUUACAGAUACUGUAACCUGACUGUUCAUGUUUUUCAGUCAGUACAGAUUUGUGUCCUAUUGUAUUGUAUUGUGUUGUGCAUUACAAACUCAAGUCAUUCAGCUACUGACGCAAAAGCUAGCUUGCAUCUAAUGCCAUAGCAUGCCGUCAAAGCGAUGUUACUACGCUAGAAAAACAGUUCCUCUGUGUUUGCGCUUACAAAAACAAUGUAUCUACAGCUUGGUUAUUAUACAAGUUACAGAAUGUAACUUUUGUUGGCGGUUUUUGGAUUAUGUUCAAAGUGAUUUAGAGGCAGAAUUGAUUGCUCCCAUUUUGCUGCAUUGCCAGCCACCUCGAGCCGAUUACGUAUUACAAAUUAGAAUGAAAAAAUGUUUUUUUGUUUCUUUCAUGUAUUGUGAACGAUUAGCAAAAUUCCCAAAAAAGUGUGGUUCCCCUUUAAAUGUGAAAGCAUGAAUUAUCAAUACAGUGCGACCUCAGGUUUGUUUAGUGAACCUUUCCAAAAAGUUAGACAAAAAUGAAUUGUACAAAAACCGAAUCAUCUUUCCCAUAAGUAACAAUGCAAUUCAAAUGAUUCCGUUGCAAACACCCAAAAAUAUGAACACACAACACUUUUAGAGAGUGAUUAUAGUUUUGCAUGUAGAGAACCAUGGAAAACAUAGAAAUGACCAAUGCAAUGUAUAAAUGAACAUUAAACAUACCUUUUUGUUGAAGCCUUUUGAGCGGAGAGAUGGAAGAGGAGGGGAGAGCCACACAGAUGCAACCUUAUCUGUACUUAACUACAAGUGCUGCCACUCGCAACUUUCUUUGGUCCCAUGGUGAAUUAUUUUGCAGUUGUACUCAAUAAAAAAGCACAGAGACUGAGUUACCAACGUAUGGAAUUCUUUGUUAUAGGCACUAAAUUCCGCUGAAUGAGUUUGCAUGUUCUCUCCGUGACUGCGUGGGUUCCCUCCGGGUACUCCGGCUUCCUCCCACUUCCAAAGACAUGCACCUGGGGAUAGGUUGAUUGGCAACACUAAAUUGGCCCUAGUGUGUGAAUGUGAGUGUGAAUGUUAUCUGUCUAUCUGUGUUGGCCCUGCGAUGAGGUGGCGACUUGUCCAGGGUGUACACCGCCUUCCGCCCGAAUGCAGCUGAGAUAGGCUCCAGCGACCCCGAAAGGGACAAGCGGUAGAAAAUGGAUGGAUGGAGGAUGCGGGCAAACCCACUACCGUAGUUUGUUACGCGCAAUGUUUGGUUUUAGGAUUACCGAGACGGCAGACAAAAUCUUUGGCAAAUAUUUGCAUUGAAAAACCAAUUCAUACAAAAACCACUCUAUUGUACAAAACAGAUGUGUAAUAGUGUCAUGUAGGGUAUUAAACAAAAAAGACAGUGGAAGUGGAGCAAAAUUAGACCUCGUAAGAUGCUCGGUGGUGAAGUCAACAUUGGCUUUGUGGCCCCUCAAAUGCUGUGACCAUCAUCAAGAAUAAAUAUGUUAU